This is a messenger RNA of Lingula anatina, 2603 nucleotides long. RefSeq names its product putative tRNA (uracil-O(2)-)-methyltransferase. Lineage: Eukaryota; Metazoa; Brachiopoda; Lingulata; Lingulida; Lingulidae. Gene Ontology annotation, biological process: tRNA methylation. The record is from RefSeq and is a predicted model, not a curated record. Gene Ontology annotation, molecular function: tRNA (uridine) methyltransferase activity; metal ion binding.
CACGUACUGAGACAUGUUGGUCCAUGGAAGGGUAAUCGCAGAAUAAUUGUAUCGUGUCACAUUGUGUUUGUUACAUUAUACUAUGGAUAACUCAACGUAUGUAUCGCCAAUACAAUCAAAGUGGAAAGAAGCAAAUUCUUUGGAUGUACAUUGUUCAAACGAUGACUUUGUAGACUCAUUUAUCAGAGCUGCACGUGUGUACAUAGAAAAACCACAGGUAGUGAACAGAAGGCUAUGUGGGGCUGUACAACUUGCUUCAUUUGAAAAACUAUCACAACUAAGAUUUGACAUCAGAGACAUUCUUUUUCAAAACAGAACAAUUAUAGCCGAGAAAUCAACACCAUUUCAAUUCAAGAACGAACUUUGGGCCGAUUGUGUGAAGAGUAAAUUGGCCCAGCCUCAUUCAGGUGCUCGUGAUCGCGAUGAUACCUCACACUUUGUUGCAUGUAUGACAAACGAAAUCAUACUACAGGAUUUGUUGCCAAGGAAUACUAACAAGUUUCCUGUAAUAAGACAGCUCGUUGUCUUAGACAGGUUGGGUUCCAGCUUGGUCGUUCUCCCUCUAUGGCAUUACAAGAAGGAAGGCAUUCAGUCCAGCAGUAGUGAGUGCCAGGAUCUUGUAUAUGAAGUAAAACUGUGUGUAGAAGAUGGAAAAUGUCAGUUAAAGCUGAAUGUGUGUGUGGAUCCAGACAUGCCUCCCAGUGACAGCAGUGAACAGUGGCUGUGUGAUGUCCUGCUACACAAGAUGGCUAAAUGGAUGGAGGACCCACCUCUUAGAAAACCCAACAUUUCAUCAUUACAACUUUUGCCAAUUGAUGCGUACAAUGAUUUGUACCAGCAUCUGAAGGAAAAAUAUGGGAGAGAACGAGUUGAGAAGUGGCCUGAAAGGACAGACCCCCAAAAAUUUGUCUUUGAAGAUGUAGCCAUUGCAACAUAUUUACUGGUCACCUGGGAAAGAGAACGUGUAGACCUGGGACUUGAGAAGAAGCAGUCUUUUGCAGAUCUUGGUUGUGGUAAUGGGCUAUUGGUACAUAUCUUGAGGCAAGAAGGGCACCCAGGUUUUGGGAUAGAUGUCAGGAAGAGGAACAUCUGGGAUAUGUAUGGAGAUAGCAUUGACCUCAGAGAAGCACCAAUCAUACCCUCAGAUACCAAUCUUUUUUCCAACACAGAUUGGCUUAUUGGUAACCAUAGUGAUGAGUUGACGCCAUGGAUACCAGUAAUGGCAGCAAGGUCCUCCUAUAACACCAGAUUUUUUGUGCUACCAUGUUGUCAUCAUGACUUUGACAGCAAGUUCAGUGGUAAGAAUGCAGGAGAGAGCCAGUAUAGGACCUACCUGGAUUUCAUCAAGACUGUAUGUGAAGUGUGUGGUUUUGACGUGUUAGAAGAUGCACUAAGAAUACCAUCCACUAAACGUAUAUGUCUGAUAGGGAAAAGCAGAAGUUACACACCAUCAGAAGAGGCAAUGGUAGAUCAGAGAAGAACUGAAUACAUAAAGUCCAGGUGCAAAAAUAUGGCCGACAACCACUGCCCAAUACAAUUGACAGGUCAUAGUCAUGAAACUCCAUUGGACUCUGAUAAUGAGCAUGCUGUCAGUGUUAAUAGGACAGGAGAUGGACAAUUACAGACUACAAAUACAAAUGAUAAAUUACAGACAAAUACGACUGAUAAAGCUUGGGCACACUCUUUUCAACCAAGGGCAAAAGUAGAGAAAGUUCGAAACUGUACCCAGUUGCCUCGUGAUCUGACAUCUGAGGUUGUCCAGAGGGUGUUUGAUGCUGUGCUGAAUGCAGAAGACACCGUUUUGAUGUGUACUGAAGAUGGUCGUAACUGGUGUAAAGGAGGCGUGGUCCCACUCUCCAAUAUUGUCAGUUUACUGGACAGUGACAUACUGAAGAGGCUUAAAAGUGAAUGUGGUGGAGUGCAAACACUGCUGAGAAAUCAUCAUAACAUCUUUCAAGUAAGUGGGGGAGCUGUAAGGCUCAGAUAUGAAGAUCAAGACAAAGACAAUUUACCAAAUAAUGUACCUCCACGUAAAAAACAGAAGAUCAAACAAAAUUACUUGAAACAAAAACCAGUGAAAACCAAAUUGUGUUGGUUUUAUGAUAAUCAUCCAGAUGGCUGCCCAAAGACGAGAGAACACUGCCAGUUUGCACAUGGUGCAGAAGACUUGAUUAAAGGAAACCAGCAUGAACAUAAUUGAGCUAUUUCAUUUUAAGUAUUGGUAAGAGGAAUUUCAGUGCUCUGUGUAGUAGAAUCCGUUUAUGCUUUGUACUUGAACAUACCAUCAUCAAGUACCUCUCUUCUACAGAGGAAUUGUUAAAGGAAAAGAAUAGUGCAGGUUACACAAUUAUUAUUGGAUAUUUGCAAUGUAUAAUUCUAUGUAAUAAAAAUAAUUCAGUUUGUCUGAAUGGUUACCCAUUUCUUUCAUUUAAUAAUUUUCAUUAUUAAAAAAAAACUUUUUUGUAGAGGUUUAUGUACUGUUGACUUUUGCUCUUCUGAAAUAUUACCACAUAACCCCUUUCUGUGCAGAAUACGACCUUCACUUACAUGAAAGAUACAUCCUCUGGUUUUAAACCAUUCAUGUACAGCCAAAACCAUGCAUG